UUUCUUGGCUCAGGGCAGGUGGGUCAGCGGCCUGGUGCCUCCUCAUCAAGGUCCCCAUGUCCACCUCAGUAAGUGGAACCAGUGGGGCCCGGAAGGGAGUUCGGCAGAGGCCCCCCACCCCACCCGCAGUGCGCAGGUUGCGCUGUUGGGGCCGCUGCUCUACCCUUCCCAGGCCGGAAGGGCGUGCGGGGGAGGAGGAAGCAGCUCUCGCUGGCCUAGGCCGGGUCGCAGGGAGCCCCGAGAGCGCGAGUCAACGAGGUCAGGGAGGCAGACUGGCCGCCGGGCUGCAGCGGGACGGCCACCCCAAGGCCCACACCCGAGGCCCCGGGCUGCAGGCCCAGGCCCGGAAGGGCCUCGCGGGGCGGGGGCGCUCGGAGGGAUGGGCCGGCAGCCGCGUCCUGGCCGUGGUCCCGGCCGGUGCCCCUUCGCGACCUGGAGCGGAAGUCGCGCGAAGCCUCCGAGGAGGGGCCCGGGCCGCAGGAGGCCGCGCGGUCGGGGGUCGCCGCCUUCCGCCGCGCGCCCUCUGGCGGCCCAGCGUGACCCCCGUCCUGUUGGGGACGUCCCCGGGUGCUGUCCUCAGGCCCCGGCUUCACCUCCUCCGACUCCUCAGCUUAGGACGCUCUCGGGGCUCUGGCCACCUCCCGCCACCGCACUGUGCACGCCCCUUAGAAUCGAUGACGUCGUCCCCAAGUCACUCAGGCGACGUCUGGAUGCCGCCACCUUCCCUCACCUCCCUCAGAACCUUACACUUCCCCAAAUCUGACGUCUUGCUCUCUCCUCGGCCUGCAGAGCCCGAUUCCCAGGCUGCCUCCCUCCUGCAGGCGCCAUGUCCUGUCCCGAGUCGUCCUCUGCCAGCAGCCAGAAUGAGCCCAAGUCGGUUCACUGCGAUCACACGACGGUGGAGCUCACUGCCACCUACCGUACUGCACUCGGGGGACCUGCUAAGGCAGGGCGGCUCCCACUCCUCCCCUCUCCCAGCAGGGACCCACCGUCAGCCCUCUCUCUAGCCUACGUUCUGGCACCGCCCGCGCCCUAUUUUCUAGUCCUCGCUCUUUGUAGUUGGCACAAACCCCAGCCUCUACCCCUGUCACCUGGAAAAACCCUCACCUCUCAAGCCACAGAUCGUCCCUUUCCUUUCUUGCCUCUGUGCACCUGGCACCGACUCCUCCACUUGGGCUCUCCGUGUACUCGGGUCUCUUCUCCCCGCCAGGCCGUAGAUGUACCAGAAGCCCAGAGCUGGCAAAUGCGUCUGGUAACCACACAUUCAAAUGUGACUGCUUGAGCCAAUCCACCCGUUAGCCCUAAAAAUAGGCUUUCUCUCCACUUCAUGGUAAUCUUCCACAUUCCCUACACAACGUGUGUAUGUGUUAAAAACUACAGCUCAAUGAAAUAAACAACAGACUUUUGAAAAUGGAAUUGAUGGCUUAGGGAGAAACUUCUAUUGUGAGACAUUCAAACACAGGCUUGGCUAA
Messenger RNA from Marmota flaviventris (yellow-bellied marmot), 1472 nucleotides. NCBI's taxonomy places the organism in Eukaryota, Metazoa, Chordata, Mammalia, Rodentia, Sciuridae. The record is from RefSeq and is a predicted model, not a curated record.